AAGGGAUGACUAAGUGCAGAUCAUGAAAAAAGGAAACUUGAUCCCACCCCACAGGAGAGAACCACAUGCAUCGAAGAGGAAUAUUAUGGAAAUAUACCACAGGAGGAUUGAAUUUUUUGGACUUUUGGAAGGAAGCUCCCUUGAAGGAGGCGUUAGGUGUUUUUGAUUUUUCCCAUUUCCCAGUCUGGGAAAUCAGAAACGUAAAUGGAAAGAGCCCUAGAAGCCACCCCAUCUUUGCUCCUGGAUCCUUCCUUCCAAUAUAUGGGGUUUCUGCUCUGUGGGUAGGUAAGGAAAUAUUAGCCCCGGCCCCCACAAUUUUCCCGGUUUCAAGCCACGCAAUAACUGCAUAGCCAUAUUUCUAGUUUCCUUCUUUUUUUUUCUUUUUUUUUUUUAAUAUAUACAGUGCCACAAU
Messenger RNA from Rubroshorea leprosula, 412 nucleotides. The record is from the annotation of a GenBank genome assembly. NCBI's taxonomy places the organism in Eukaryota, Viridiplantae, Streptophyta, Magnoliopsida, Malvales, Dipterocarpaceae.